Molecule: messenger RNA, 774 nt
Organism: Periophthalmus magnuspinnatus
Lineage: Eukaryota; Metazoa; Chordata; Actinopteri; Gobiiformes; Gobiidae
Product: N-acetylaspartate synthetase-like
Exons: 3
Coding region: 1-774 (257 amino acids)
Cellular component (GO): mitochondrial membrane
Molecular function (GO): L-aspartate N-acetyltransferase activity
Source: RefSeq, a predicted model, not a curated record
AUGGAGAAAAAUGGAACAAAACAGGAACAGAUUCAAAAAGUUGUAGUGCGUGAAUUUGAGGUUCGAGAUGAGAAGGAGGUGCAGAGGAUUUUCUCAGAGGGGAUGGAGGAGAUGGUGAUAGACACAGCCUUCAGAGGGUUAAGACACCAUCCAGAGAGUCUGCUACUGUAUUUGGCCAUAACAGUGUCAUGCCUGUGGGUCUCCUGGUGUCCGUGGCUGAUAGUGUUCCUCCCAGUGGCUAUCCUCUGCGCUCGCUACUUCUACAGUCUGAGAACAACCAACAGUUACACCAAGCGCACCCUCAGCACAGACAUGGCCAAUAUUGAGCAUUUUUAUAUGAGGGCACCAGGCUCAUGUCUAUGGGUUGCGCUACUGGAUGGUGUAGUGGUGGGAUUGGUUGCAGCUAUGAAGAGGUCCCUGGAGGUGGUGGAGCUGAAGAGGAUGUCUGUGGACAGAAGAUACCGUUGCUGCGGCGUUGGCAUGGCAUUAGGCCAGAAAGUUCUGGAAUUUGCAUCAUCUCAGAAGUACUCCAAAGUCAUUCUGGGAACUACGAACUACACACCAGCCGCUCAUAACCUGUACAGACGCCUUGGAUUUCACUGUGUGGGUGUUACUAAUGGUUACCAUGCUGAUUCAACUGGGCCUGGGCCAUCUUUCUUAGAAUGGCUCUUCUACAGGGUCUGCCAUCAUCAUUAUGAACUAAAAGUGCAACAGAAGCACAUUGAUUUCCAUUAUAAUGGUUGUUCUCAAAUUUUACAAUCUAGAAUAUAUUGA